Sander lucioperca (pikeperch) is the source of this 652-nucleotide messenger RNA. Its product is annotated as sperm acrosome membrane-associated protein 4-like. The transcript is spliced from 3 exons. The record is from RefSeq and is a predicted model, not a curated record. NCBI's taxonomy places the organism in Eukaryota, Metazoa, Chordata, Actinopteri, Perciformes, Percidae. The coding region runs from base 104 to 490 and encodes 128 amino acids.
ACUUUCUCAGAUGGACAUAAGACUCAGUUAUCACUAGACUGAGACAGGUAUUAAGAACUUGAAGUACAUCAGGAAUCCAUAGACCGCUUAACCCUCAAGAAGAAUGAAUAAAGCUUGGAAAGCAGUGAUUGUGCUGAGCGCCUUCAUCGCAGCAGCACAAUGCCUGAACUGUCGUCAGUGCCCUGUUGAUAUAUUAGGCACGUGUCUGUUCGGAAGCGACAUCACAUGUAAUAAUUCGACUGAGAGCUGCUACCGUGGAGAAGCAAAGUUCAAUGCGACAGGUGCUCUCACUCUGCACAUCCGCGGCUGCCUGGACUCAGACCUGUGUGGGAAGACACUGACCGGCAGCCUCCUGGGUGCUGGUUUCACCAGCAGUUUCCAGUGUUGUACAACAAACCUGUGUAAUGGAGCCACUUCUGUCCAACUCUCUCUGACUGUGGCUCUCUGUGCUGCCAUCCUGUCCUCUCUGUGGGGCUUGUGGGAGUUGUAGUUUUACAUGAUCUGCCUCUGUUUCCACAGUUCACUGAGUGGAUUUGUUAACUGUUUGCACUAAUUCUGUUAUGAAGUGAUCAUUAUAAAUCAGAAUACUAUAGCCUACUAUUUACUAUGAAAAUCAAUAAAGCAUCAUUAAAAAGAAUAAUUAUAAUCAGUU